AUGUACGAGCUGCUGGCGGUGGCGGAGACGGCGGGACCGGCGGAGAUAAAGGCGGCGUACCGGCAGCAGGCGCGGCGGUGGCACCCGGACGCCUGCCGCUCCACCAGCGAGAAGCCCUUCUUCGCUCAGCAGUUCAUGCGGGCGCGCGAAGCCUACGGGGUCCUCUCCGACCCCGCCCUCCGCCGAGACUACGACCUCUCCCUCCGGGCCGCCGGCGCCUCCGUCUUCGGCGGCGCAAGUGUGAGGGCGCGGGCGAGGGAAGGAUUCGGGGACUGGGAGGCCCAAUUGGAGGGGCUCUGGAGGAGGGCGGCCCGGCCUGGGCGGGAGAAGACUUGGGGAAGUAGGAUGAGGAGCAGCGCCGUCGAGAUCGAAACGGCAUAG
Messenger RNA from Phoenix dactylifera (date palm), 381 nucleotides. The record is from RefSeq and is a predicted model, not a curated record. Lineage: Eukaryota; Viridiplantae; Streptophyta; Magnoliopsida; Arecales; Arecaceae.